Molecule: messenger RNA, 7997 nt
Organism: Anoplopoma fimbria (sablefish)
Lineage: Eukaryota; Metazoa; Chordata; Actinopteri; Perciformes; Anoplopomatidae
Gene: mast3b
Product: microtubule associated serine/threonine kinase 3b
Exons: 26
Coding region: 407-4732 (1441 amino acids)
Biological process (GO): intracellular signal transduction; peptidyl-serine phosphorylation
Molecular function (GO): ATP binding; protein binding; protein serine/threonine kinase activity
Source: RefSeq, a predicted model, not a curated record
AACUUUAGCAGACUUUUUUGCAGUAGUCGGACUGAACGGGCAGCACUUGAACGCAGCGCCGGACUCCAGCCUGCUCAUACAGAAACACUCGCAACAAGCAGCGUCUGCUCGGCCAAACUUAACCGUGCUGCUGCUGCUGUGUGUGUGUGGACGGAGUGACACUAAACACAACCUGCAUCGAGGGGAUGUUUCGCGGACAGGACUGCGGCGACAGAGCCGAGCGGAGGAUGUAACGUCGGGACUACACGAGGCGGGCUGAAUACAAAAGGAACCGCCGAGGAGAGGAGACGAUGGAGGGGAGAAGAGCAGCGGGGGGAGCGAGUCUGACAUAGACCCGAGCUGCACUGCUCCUGAAACCACCAGUACUGUUCAGAACCGGGUCAUACAAGCAAGAAAAACCUCCAGCAUGUCGGAUCCGAGUCACUGGUCUGCGGUGCCAAACCAGAACAAGUCCCGUUUUGUUCCUGGAGCUCUGCUGAAGCGAUCAAAGAGCUGUCGCAGCAGCAACAGGAAGAGCCUCGGUGUCGGGACGCCGUCACCCACACUGUCCCGGCCGCUCUCCCCGCUCUCACUCCACACUGCUGCGAGCAGCCCACUAGACAGCCCUCGAAAUGUGUCGACCAGUGCCUGCCUCAACUUCCCAUUUGCCCGAAGGGCUGAUGGCCGGAGAUGGUCCCUGGCGUCCCUGCCCUCAUCUGGCUAUGGAACCAACCCGCCGAGCUCCACUGUCUCGUCCUCCUCGUCCUCUCAGGAGCGCCUUCACCAGCUUCCCUACCAGCCGACUCAAGAUGAGCUGCACUUCCUCUUCAAACACUUCCGCAGCACAGACAGCAUGACCGAUGAGGACGGGCGGCCUUCGACCAUCAUACGACCUCGGUCUCGGAGCCUCAGCCCCGGGCGAUCGAGUGUCUCCUUCGAUAACGAGAUUGUCAUGAUGAACCAUGUUUACAGAGAACGUUUUCCAAAGGCCACAGCCCAGAUGGAGGAGCGCUUGUUUGAGAUUAUCACCCACUGCUCUCCAGACAGCUCCCUCCCGCUGGCUGACGGGGUGCUGGGCUUCAUCCAGCACCAGUUGGUCGAGCUGGUUAGAGACUGUCUGGACAAGUCCCACAAAGGCCUGGUUACUUCCCGCUACUUUGCUGAGCUGCAGGAGAAGCUGGAGAAGCUGCUUCACGAGGCCUACGAGCGCUCUGAGAGUGAGGAGGUAUCCGUCAUCAUCCAGCUGGUGAGGAAGAUCCUCAUCAUAAUCUCACGGCCCGCUCGCCUCCUGGAGUGCCUGGAGUUUGACCCGGAAGAGUUUUACCACUUACUUGAGGCAGCAGAGGGUCAUGCCAAAGUCGGCCAGGGAAUCAAGACAGACAUCCCGCGCUACAUCAUCAGCCAGCUGGGUCUGACACGGGACCCAUUAGAAGACAUGGUACAGCUCGAACAGUAUGAAACCAGUCCUUCAGGGUCAGUGGAACCAGAUGGUCAUGUGGAGAAUAAGGCCCCACAGACGCUGACACCAACUAGAAGGAAACCUUUUGAGAGUGAUUUUGAAACAAUCAAACUCAUCAGUAAUGGAGCUUACGGGGCUGUGUAUCUGGUCCGUCACAAGGAGACCCGGCAACGGUUUGCCAUGAAAAAGAUAAAUCGGCAAAACCUGGUCCUGAGGAACCAGAUCCAGCAGGCUUUUGUGGAGCGAGACAUCCUGACUUUUGCUGAGAACCCCUUUGUUGUCUCCAUGUUCUGCUCUUUUGAGACACGACGUCACCUCUGCAUGGUCAUGGAGUAUGUGGAAGGUGGAGAUUGUGCCAACCUGCUCAAGAACAUGGGCCCACUGCCAGUAGAAAUGACGAGGUUGUACUUUGCUGAAACAGUCCUGGCCCUGGAGUACCUUCACAACUAUGGUAUCGUGCAUCGGGAUCUCAAACCUGACAAUUUGUUGAUUACAUCCAUGGGCCACAUCAAGCUGACGGACUUUGGUCUGUCUAAAAUUGGCCUGAUGAACAUGACCACCAACCUGUACGAGGGUCACAUGGAGAAAGACACAAGAGAGUUUAUAGAUAAACAGGUGUGUGGCACUCCGGAGUACAUUGCCCCGGAGGUGAUCCUCAGGCAGGGCUAUGGGAAGCCCGUGGACUGGUGGGCGAUGGGGGUCAUCCUCUAUGAAUUCCUGGUCGGCUGCGUUCCGUUCUUUGGAGAUACUCCUGAAGAGCUUUUUGGACAAGUUGUCAGUGAUGACAUCAUUUGGCCAGAAGGAGACGAUGCGUUACCAAUUGAUGCCCAGGAUCUGAUCACCCGCUUGCUCAGACAGAGUCCUUUAGACCGACUGGGAACUGGCGGAGCCUCAGAGGUCAAACAGCACCCAUUCUUCGACGGUUUGGACUGGAAUGGACUCCUGAGGCAGAAAGCUGAAUUCAUCCCUCAGCUGGAGGCGGAGGACGACACCAGCUACUUUGACACUCGUUCAGAGCGUUAUCAUCAUUUGGCGUCUGACGAAGAUGAGGAAACCAAUGAUGAAGAGUCUUCCUUGGAAAUCAGACAGUUUUCUUCCUGGUCACAUCGCUUCAGCAAGGUUUACAGCAGCACAGAACAUCUGGCAACACCCUCCAACUUGAGCUUCUCCUCUGACCGCAGCCACAGUGAGGAGAAGGAGGACCGUGGGGACAUUGGAGGGACAUUGAGUUCCUCCCUCAGCCCAGCAGAGGGCAGUGUGGAGCGCAGACAUGCCGGACGCAUGGCCAGCCUUCGCCCUCGGGCUUCCUCCAGCUCCUCCCAGUCCGAGAGGAGCACCAGUCCUCUGGUGAUGAGCAGCACCCACAGCCUGGAGACGAUGCCCCGCUUUGCCCUCUCUACUGAUGAUGAAGCUGAGGUGGUUGUGUCAAACCUUCGAAGGAUCAGGAUUCGCAGCAACAGCACUGGGGCCAAACACUCGUCCCCCAAGGAACCAACCGGCCCUCGACGCUUCGGUAACCAGCUGGAGACGCCGGACAGACAGAGGCUUCCGUGUGGUGGGAAGGUUCCCAAAUCAGCCUCCAUCUCAGCCUUGUCUCUCAUCAUCACUACAGAUGACUUGCCCGGCGGCCUCCAGCCGAGUCCCAUCUCCCCACGCUCUCUGUCCUCCAACCCUUCGUCCCGUGACUCCUCCCCCAGCCGGGACCUGUCACUCAGCCCCUGCAGCCUGAGGCCUCCCAUUGUCAUCCACACAUCAGGGAAGAAGUACGGCUUCACACUGCAGGCCAUCCGGGUCUACAUGGGCGACAGCGAUGUCUACACGGUGCAUCACACGGUGUCGAGCGUGGAGGAGGGCAGCCCGGCUCACCAGGCAGGUCUCCGCACUGGAGACCUCAUCACCCACGUGAAUGGAGAGUCUGUCCAAGGCCUGGUCCACCCUGAGAUGAUAGAACUUCUACUGAAGUGUGGCAGCAAGGUGGCGCUUCAGACCAUUGCACUGGAGAACACGUCAAUCAAAGUUGGUCCGGCUCGAAAGACCAAACACAAAGGCAAGAUGGCUCGUCGCAGCAAGAAGAGCAAGAGGAGAGAUAAUUACGACAGGCGACGAGGCAUCUUGAAGAAGCUGUCCAAGCAGAGCACAGUGAUGCACAGCAGUCGCAGCUUCAACUCAGGCCUCCACCACUCAGUUUCCUCCAGCGAGAGUCUACCAGGCUCCCCGACACACAGCCUCUCCCCCGGCCCUUCCACACCCUGCCGAAGCCCCGCCCCCGACCAUCAGGCCUUUGACAAUAACUCUCCUCAGAGCACGUCUCCGUGCUCCAGCUCUCCCAGUUCCCCCGCUGCACACAUCCGGCCCAGCUCCCUCCACGGCUUAGGCUCCAAACUCAACACGCAGCGAUACACCAAGGUGGGUCGCCGCAAGUCAACCAGCAACAUCCCGCCCUCGCCCCUGGCCUGCAACUCAUCCUCCACCCAGCCUCUGUCUCCACAGCGCUCUCCCUCUCCGCUGUCAGGCUUUGCCAAAACCCUCCACGGCUACCAUGGCAAAACCCUGUCCCCACCCACCAUCGUUAGACACAUUGUCCGGCCCCGCAGUGCCGAACCACCUCGGUCUCCUCUUCUUAAGAGGGUACAGUCAGCAGAGAAGCUGUCCGGUGUGUAUCAUGCUGAUAAGAAGUCUUACACCCCUCGCAGGCACACGCUGGAGGUGCCGUUUUACUGUGAAGGGGACCUUCUGGGUGACUCUGAGGCAGAGGGUUCCUGUGGAGGCUCCUACAUGGGGGCCGAUCUCAGCAGGCUGGGGGGAUACAUCGGCAGCCAGAGGCUGAGGGACUCUGGGAUUGAUCGAUCUGAGCAGCUGGUCGUGAUGCGAAAGCUCAACCUAUCAGAGCGACGAGACUCCUUUAAGAAACAGGAGGCGGUGCAGGAGGUGAGCUUUGACGAGCCGGAGGAGAAAACCAGCACCACGGUUACAGUGACCCCCACAGCUCCAGGAGCCCAAACGCAACAUCAGCAGCACAGGACGGACUGGAUGGUCACCCGACCCCAAACCAGCGUGGAGGUGGAGCUGGAAGUCCCGUUGGUGAGGAGGUUCACACUGGUGCCCCAGAUUGCUGUGCAGGGCUCAACGGAGAGCGAGCAGGAUGAGUGGGAGCCGUGUUCAGAUGGAGAGGAAACCAACGAAACACCAGAGCUGGAGGUGGGCAUCACUUCAUCUCAGCCACAACAGGCAGGACUUCCUCUUGGUGACAACAGCUCCAGUCAGGCUGCAAAAAACACCUCCACUGGUCCUUAGGUUGGACCAUCAACAGAGAAGACGGCGUGCAGAGAGGAAACUCCACAAAAAGGGCAUCUAAGAAAGUGACAACUCCCCACUGCACUCAUCUCAACUGCUCGUAUCUCUUCUUUCAAGUCUUUCAGAAGUUGUAAACUAAUUUACAAACUCUGGCGGAGAAAAAGUAGGAGAAGAUUUUACUUGAAUUUUUUAUUUGUAAAUAUUUGCCUCAAGGCAUUGCAGAAGGUCUGGUCUUAUUUAUUUGAUUGGUCAACUAUGAUGAGUUAGUGACAGGGCAAGAGGGAAGUUCUCAUUGGUUGAAUAGCCAAGGCUCAGCAUUUUUGUAUCCAUAAAAUGUGGUUUUAUGUCUUUUGACUGGAUUGUUUUUUGUAUAAAUGUCUAUUUUUUGAAUAAAUUGUUGCAGUACAGAUUAGUUUGAUAAUGCUCGGCGUAAGCGUUGUAGGACCAAAAGGUACAAGUCUUUUUUCAGUGUCAGUUUAGAUCUGAACAGUGCAGCUUCCAAUGUUAUAAUACUGCUAUUAUAUUGAUCUUCAUAAACUUAAGAAUGACCUUUGGUUCACACUGUAAGCAACAUGGUAGAUUCUAGUAAUGUUCUGAUCAAUUGUCAGCAGUUGUAUCUAAAAUAUCUACAACUCUCUAUAACUACAAUAGCCUUUUUUAUGUUUUUUGCAUCUUUGCUUUGGCAUUAGAUCCUAGAUGAAAAGGUUGAUGCUACUAAGCACUAAUUAACAUGCAGGAAAUAAAUGCCAAAGUCAGAUAGUCUCUUAAAACUGGAAAGCUUUGUACAGCUGGAAUUCUUCCACUUUGCACUCGUCAGACACUAUUGUUCAUGAAAGAAUCACAUACGUUGGGAAAGAAGCAGCGCUGAAUUCUGAUUGUCAGAGAGAUAUGAAAAACAAAUAUUUUGGUUACCCAUGUUUCUCUGACAACUAAGUCAAUUUUUACAAAAACAGAUUAAAGUUCUUCCACUUGUUGAUCAUGUUCCUUUGCUGUAUGAAUUCACAGUCACAGUAUCGUUUUUCCUAAGUGUUGAACCGGUCAGUGCAGGGUAAUAUUUCACACUAAAAGUACAAUCUGUCAUAGAAGCCGACUCACAAAGGGCAGGAUGUGCCAUGAUAUCAGUGCAGUGUCCUCGAAGCCAUAUCCUUCAAGGCAAAAGUGUCUGUUGAAAUUUGUAAUCUCGACUCAACAUGAAGUGUGUGUGUUGUUGUUGUUUUGUUUUUUCGUUUUUUGCGAUCUUAACACUAUUGAAGGAUGAAGUCCUGGAUGUUGCGGAUCAUGACACACUCUGCUUUGAUACCACUCUAUAUAAACUUAGCGUGAUGCCAUAUCAUAGAGGUAUCUCAAAUUUAGUUUUGUUUUUUUCUUGCUCUCUUUUUGACAUCUGUAAACACAGAUUCAGCAUGGCUCCACGUGGCUCCCUGUAAUAACUUGUUCUACUCAAAGCAUGCAAUUUGCAGGAAAAACAUUGAGCAGCCAAAUCAAAGUCUAUGUAUUCUUCAGAGCCUGGAGGGAAAUAUAUUUUGGUUCAAAAAUGUUUUUAUUGUUGUUGUUUUUUCCCUAUAAUAAGACUUUUGUACCUGGAAAAGUGUUGAAUCUCUGUCUAUUUUUUGAAGUAAACUUUUCCUGAAACCGUAGCUUUCGUCUUUGUUUUUCACAUGGGCAUGUAAGAGACACCAUGCCUGCAAGACCUGUUCCUACUUAACUUACUGUGUAGUGAUGUUUACAUCAAGGGGAAACGUGCACUAAUGUAUUUUGUAAGUGAAUGUUAAAGGUAAAUUGAAAAUGGCAGAGGGAAACCCUUACAUUGAAUCCAAACCCAGGGCUUCUUUGAACAAAUGUUUUAUGUCUUUGUAUUGUACAAAUAUUGAUGUAUAUUUUGAUAACAAGAAUGUGUAUAAUUCUGAUGAGUUGAAGGACAUGAUAUGCACAAUGACAAUGUCAGGCACCAGGAUUUUUGGAAGUCUGACUUGAGGGAAUAAGCUGUUAGUAUAUUGGAUGUACUUCCCAAGUUUUGAGGUUUAUUGUCAUAUUUGUCAGUAGCUGUGGCUGGCUUUUGUACCAAUUUUACUCCUUCUGUUUCUAAAGCAUCAGAAAUGUUGAUGAGUUACUUAAGUCCCUCUUCCUCCUUAUAUCUUCAUGACGACCCUUUUUACAAGAUGUUUUCGUCAUGUCAUGUGAACAGCACGGAGAGAUGAUGUCGCUGAAUGGCUCCGUUAUUUUUGCAGUCUUACAGAAUUGUUUACAACGAACAAACAUGCUAUGUACUGUACAAACAUUUUAUAUCCUGUGGCUGUAUAUGAUGAAACUACCCUCUUUGAUACCAUGAAAGAAAACAUUCAUAGAAAUAACAGCUGUUUUUUCUGUUUUGUUGUUUUCGAAAAUGUUCAGAAAGAGUAAUUUAGCACCAAGCUGAGAAGCAUUAAGUGUUUUUACAUGCACUUAAGUUACUGGUUUUAAAAAAACAACCAUGUUUUACCAACUAGUUUUAUUAACUGGGCUAAAGGGGUGAGAGUAAACAAAGGUAACACAACUACAUUUCUGCUGGGAUUUCUGUGCCAUGUGUACUCUUGUAAUGUUUUUUUUCACAUGUGCACAUUUGCAUGAAAAAUAUGUCAUACAGAGAAAGUAAUGCUGCAGAUGGAUGUUUAAGAAAAUCCGUUACUCUUUAAGUUUGUCUGACUUGUAACCUAUUAUUUAAUUUACACAAAAAUACCUAAACUGCUGAUAUAAGACUAUUGGUAGACGUUGCACAGUAAAGGACAAUCUGUACUGUGAAAAGGCUCCAUACUUAAAGAAUGCAUCAUAACACAUAAAAUACACCAGUGGUACUUCCAAAAAUGAUUAGGUCAAACACUUUGCAGUGCAUGUAUACCUGAUUUCUCCAAAUAAUCAGAUUUCCUAUGUGAAUGUAAAUGUAGUCAAUGCUUGAUUGAUCUCUUCUGAUUGAAAGCUCCUAUCCUGUUUGCCACCUUUAACCACAGCCAACAGUGAUGUGACAGCUGUAGUCUGCAAGGUCAAAACUAAAAAAAAGCCAAUGGAGGUCAGUAUAGAUUCUCAGCUGGUGUUUAACUUGCUCUUUAAGAACAAAAUGGCAGGUCAAACUGUUGUUCGUGUGCAUGUGUUCUUGUGAGGACUCCUCUGUUCGGUGCAUGCUGCAUGAGACAAGCACACAUCUGUAAUACUUGAUUGCAUGGUAUACUGGCGUUGCAGCCCUGUACUGUGUUUUCUUGUGCAACAAAUAAAAUUUGUAUUUCUCUUUGAC